UCCCACUUCUAAAUUCUCUCAUUUACUUCAAAGUUCCAAAAUCUUGGUAUACAAAGACAUCGAUCCUUAUAUUUGUAUUCUUGAUUCCAUAAACAUGACAGCCAUGAAACGAAGCAGAGAAGAUUAUGGCCAAGUAGAAGCAGAAGCUAUGGCUAAGUGUUUAAACGACAAAAACACUACAUCAUCGACAACAGAUAAUCAUUACAAUGAAUUUGAAUGCAAGACUUGCAAUAAACGGUUCCCAUCUUUCCAAGCCCUCGGUGGCCACCGUACAAGUCAUAAUAAACGGACAAAAUUACUCGGAGAUUUUGUUAUUGAAGCCAAAAAGAACAAGAUGCAUAAAUGUUCUAUAUGCGGAAUGGAGUUUUCUUUGGGUCAAGCAUUAGGCGGACACAUGAGGCGUCACCGUGAUGAAAUUAAUAAAACGUCGACGAUGAUACCGGUGUUGAAGAAGUCAAAUAGCAGCAAGAGAAUAUUUUGCUUUGACUUAAACUUAACCCCUCAUGAUGAUGUUGAUUUCAAGUUAUGGCCGACGACACCAAUUUCCUCUCCUGUAUUGCGGAUCUUUAUUUAAUUAAUUCUUUUUGGACACUUUGUGUUCAUUUUUCUUGUAUAUAAUCCUUAAUUAGUUACGCUGAUUCUUUUACAUAUGUUGUUUCUAUCUAUAUACCACCUAGGAUUUCGAUA
Molecule: messenger RNA, 687 nt
Organism: Lycium ferocissimum
Lineage: Eukaryota; Viridiplantae; Streptophyta; Magnoliopsida; Solanales; Solanaceae
Product: zinc finger protein ZAT11-like
Exons: 1
Coding region: 95-574 (159 amino acids)
Source: RefSeq, a predicted model, not a curated record